Bursaphelenchus xylophilus (pine wood nematode) is the source of this 1213-nucleotide messenger RNA. Lineage: Eukaryota; Metazoa; Nematoda; Chromadorea; Rhabditida; Aphelenchoididae. The record is from the annotation of a GenBank genome assembly.
AUGGAAUAUUCGAGUGCGGCCAAAGUCUCGCCGGGGCGGCUGAAGUUGUCUCUGAAGAAGGUGAUCACUCCUUUCUAUGGCAUGAAAAAAGAAAUACCUCGUAAGUUUGCCGUUUUUUUUGUUUGAUUUCGAAUCUAGACGUUUGGUGGAGAAAUAAGUUGUUAUUAGUUAUAGAACAGCAAGCCGUCAUUGGAAGUGAAGACCUAAUCUCUUAUUAUGAUCUCAGCAGUGCCUUUCAAAGGUUUUGUGGGCCGAGGAAGCCCAAAGAGGACUUGUCCGCCUUCCUGACCAAUGUUGCGGCCACUUCGAACUUGAAAAAGCAGCAGGAUGCUUCAUGGUGAGUGGUUUUGAUAUUAUACUUGCUCUCGAUUUUAAGGUAUUCAAAAAAUGGAUUGUUCUUUCAUAAAACCCUGAUCUUUUUGUUUUAUUAGGGCGAUCGAAGAUUGAUCGACCUUGCUAAUCCGUCGCGGACGGAAUCCGUGCCAGAAUUAAAUAUUUCACCAGUCUUAUACUACCUGAUUUAAGUUUUGAAUUUUUUUUCAGUUCUCUCAAGCAUUUGGUUGAGAAACCUCCAAUCACAGGGAAGGAUGUUCUUCCCCUAUCGUCGAGCGCGAUGGUUGGGUUUAAAAUGGCGGCAGGUCCCGUGCCAGAGCAGUAUCAAUUCUUCGAUUCGAUACCUUCAGAUUCUGCGUUGGUAAAUGGCAUGAAGGAGCGAAAUUCAGGGAACGGAGAGGUGGAAUUGGAUGAGAACGGAAGGAAAAGGAUUAAACGGUCACUCGAUGACUACGAAGGUCAGAUUUUGCUUUUUUUUCGGUGUUUAGAUAUUGUGCAUGGCAUCAGAUGGAAAAAAUGAUCAGUUUUAUUCAUUUGUUGUUUCUUUUGGCUGUGAAAGAUCCCCACGGCGUUUUUCGGAGACUGAAACUACGUGCCUCGAUUUCUCUAGUUUGAGACUGUUAACCAUAAUAUGGUAUUAUGAUUUCAGAGCCAGCGGAGAAAAAAUCGAAGAAGCACAGAAGCGGCGAGGAGAAGGAAAAGAAGCAGAAGAAAAAGAAGAAAGAUAAAAAGAAAAAAGUGGGUUUGAUCUCCUUCUUUUUGCCACACCUUUAUAAUAUACGAUCCAGUGCAAUAUACCAAUUUUUUGAUGUUUCAGAAAAACGACGAAGAAGCUGGCAGCAGCAGUAAACGGGUCAGAGCACAGGACGCCUACUACUGA